UUAAUUUUAAAUAUUUCCUCUGUUUGAGCCCUUGAUUUUUGUCGAAGCCUGUGCAGAGAAAAUUCUAAUCGAGGUCCAGGGAGAAAGGGAGGGAGAUUCAUCAGAAUUCGCUUUUCUCCUCGCCAUGGACUCUCAUCACGCUUCUCUUGGUCGAAGAACGUUGGAAGAGAUUAGACAAAAGAGAGCUGCUGAGAGAUUGAGCAAAACAUCUUCCGGACCAGAUCUCACCAAAGCUCCAAUUCCUAGUGAUAAUAUGGGAAUGAAAAAAUCAGAAAGCUCAACUCGACUCUCUGAGACCGAUGUUAGUGGAUUAGUAUCUCAGCUAAAAGAUCUGCAGAAAAAGAAUGCAGAUUUGGAGGAAAGCAACAAGGUGUUAUCCUUGAAGAUUCAAACAAAAGAUGUUAAGAAUGAAUCACUGCUGAAGCGCUUAAAUGAUUUGGUAAAGGAGCAGAAUACUGUACCAUCUUUAAGAAAAGCACUCAAGGAUGUGGCCAUGGAGAAAGAUGCAGCAGUGGUUGCACGGGAGGACCUUUCAGCCCAGCUUCGCACCCUUAAGAAACGUCUGAAGGAUGCAGAAGAAGAACAAUACAGAGCUGAGGAAGAUGCAGCAGCUUUGAGAGCAGAGUUAAACUCGAUUCAGCAACAAGCGAUGAGUAAUAAUAUACUCAGUGGAAUGACAUCUGUUGGUAUUUCUCCAGAUCAAGUACAAAACUUGGAAAAGGAGUUGGCUGGUUUAAAGUCAAAUUUGCAGCAAGAGUCAUUAUUGAGGCAAAAAGAGCAACAACGGUUAGCAGAGGAGCAAGCUCGGGUUUCUACCCUUACAUCUGAAAAUCUGGAAUUGGAGGAGAAACUUGCAGCUAUAUCCAGAAGAGGCCCUGAAGUAUCAGAAAAAGUAGCUCAUAAGGUGUUUUCAGUGGAAGAAAAGGAGAAACUUGAGAAGCGGUUGCAUGAUAUGGCUGAAGCAGUUGAGAGAUUGGAGAGUAGCAGGCAGAAACUUUUAAAGGAGAUUGAUUCCCAAUCUACAGAGAUAGAGAAGCUAUUUGAGGAAAAUUCUAAUCUCUCUUCUUCUUAUCAAGAGGCAAGAAGUAUAGCAAAACAGUGGGAGAAUCAGUUGAAGGACUGUCUUAAGCAAAAUGAAGAGCUUCGUGGAGUUCUCGUUAAGAUGAGAAUGGAGCAGUCUAGUAUGCUCUCUUCAGGUGAUAAGGAUAUCCUGGGAAGUUCCACUGAACGCAAUAGCAAUGGGAUAAAUGAGACUGGUUCACAGACGUAUACAACUGAGGUCAUUUCCCUCAAGGGUGAGCUUGCAAAAGAGCAGAACAGAGCAGAAGCUUUGUCAGCAGAGGUCCUGCAGCUAUCAGCAAAACUCCAAGAAGCUACACAGGCAUAUAAUGGUCUUGCACGCCUCUAUAAACCAGUGCUGAGGAACAUUGAAAACAGCCUCAUCAAAAUGAAGCAAGAUGGCUCUGUGACUGUACUGUGAAAACACAGCAAUUUUACUGCGAUAUCAAGCUUUCUUUCUUUGACUAGUUCGUUGCAAUACUUUUGAGUACUUAACAAUUUUGGGGUAUUGCUUGCUAGAAACAAUUUUCAGAGGAAUGUUUUAAACAGAUUCCCUUAUUUGUUGUACAAGGGUUGGGCCAGCAACUAUAAACAAAAAGUUGAUCUACUUGCUGCAUUCAUUUACUAAUAUAAAGUGGUGUAUUGUUUUCUUGUUCA
Hevea brasiliensis (rubber tree) is the source of this 1716-nucleotide messenger RNA. Its product is annotated as WEB family protein At3g02930, chloroplastic. The coding region runs from base 125 to 1480 and encodes 451 amino acids. The record is from RefSeq and is a predicted model, not a curated record. Lineage: Eukaryota; Viridiplantae; Streptophyta; Magnoliopsida; Malpighiales; Euphorbiaceae. The transcript is spliced from 15 exons.